AAAACUGCUUUCUUUUUGCUAAAAUUAAUUGAUUUUUCGAUUAAUCGAUUGUUUAUGGACGCUUAAUUGAUGACAUCGAUUGUCUAGUUUCGAUUGUAUUCGAUUAUAAAUAAUCGAAUAUUAGCACCCGAUUGUCACAACACUAACAAUGGUGUAUUUAAGGCUGGGCCGUACUAAACGAAUUUUUGAAUUUUACUUUUCUUUUAAUUUGUUAAUCAAUUGUUAUUACAGCAAUUUUUAUAGCUUCCAAAAAAAUGUGUAGGACAAACUUAUUUGGAAGGUUUUCAUCAUUUGAGUGACGUAAUUAUUCUAAACGUAAUUAGAAAAAUAAAAUUCGAAAAUUCGGUUAGUACUGCCCACCCUUAACUAAUUUAGAUUAUUUUUGUCAAUUUUACUCAACGCGAGGCAGCACCUUCGACUAUAAAUGCAUAAAUUAUAAAUGUAUAUUUACCAGGAUAUGCGCUAAUGCGCUGUUUGAAGUUUGACAUACAUGACUAUAAAAACAUAAAUAUCAAUUUAUGAAUGACAUGAUUUAGAAAAUAUUUACAAAAUAAUGUUUACUUUUUUAUUAAGAAUAUUUAUCAUGAAUGAUUUAUUUUCUUAUGUAAUAUCUUAUAAAUAAUGGAUACUGCUUCUGAUGAAUCAGAUAUUGAUAUUGAUAAAGUCAGUGAAUUAGUUGAAAAUUUAGAAGAACUUGAUAAUAAUUUAUUCGGUGAUAAUCGACAAAAGAAAAGUUUAUUUGGGAUUGAAAAAACUAAACAAAACGUUAAGGAAACACAGAAAAAAGUUAUUUUUCGAGAUUUUAAUGACGAUCCUUUGGAUGAUUUGUUAGGUGAUAGCAAUCACUUAAAUAAAAAUACAUUUUCAAAUAAAAAUGACAAUAAAAUAUCAGAUUUAUUUGGAAUUAAAAAUACAGAAAAUUUAAAGUCUGAUACAGGUAUAUCAAAAAGUACUGAAUUUAAUUUUACUUUAAAUAAAAAUGAAGAAAAAAAAUCAUUUAAUGAUAACUGGGAAAUUACUAAGCCACAGUCAGCUACAUCACAGCCAAUAGUAUCAAAGACUUUUGAAAAUUCAAAUAAUAAGUUAAUUAUUUCUUCGAAAUCAAGUCUACCAGGCAGAGCUAAAAAAUUAUUAAUAAUGGAAGAUUUGUUUGGAUGUAAAUCACGAGCAAGUUCUACAAAUGAAAAUAGUCAUGAAAAAUCUAUAUCUAAAAAUUUUGGUUCUGAAGAAAUGAUUUCAUCAUCAAAACCUGCCCAAUUUACUCUUUCUACCUCUAGUGGUAGAGAACCUAGAAGAGCAAGGCCUAAAUCUAUAAAUCUCAACGAUACUUUAGGAUUUUUAGAUUCACAAGAGCAAGUAACUCAAACAAAAGAAGAAAAUCUAGAACAAAAAGCUGCUAGUAUAAGUGAUAUUCCAUCAGAAAAUUUACCCGCGUGGCUGGGUGGUACAAAAAAAACAACUAACGAAACUGAUAAACAAGUGAAUAAUUCAGCACAAAAAACUGAUAAAUCUGAUGUACAAAAUAACAUUAUAUCUAAAUCUUUAAUAUUAAAUCAAGACAAUUUAUUACAAAGAAAUACUAUUUCUCUGCCCGAUAUUUCUUCAUUAACAGGAACACAAUUUGAUCCUCAAAUUUCUAUUGUUGCUAUGCAGCAACAGGAACAUGAGCUACAAGCUGCCACUAUUUUGUCUAAACAAACUGACCAAUUAAGUAGUAUCGUAGAAGGUCAAAAAAGUAAAUUGAAUGAGCAAGAAAAAUUAUUCGAUACAUUAAUUAAACAGCAAAUUGAUAGGCAGUUAAUACUUGAAACUCAAAUUAAAUUACAGCAAGCACGAAUAGAUCAUUACAUUCAGGCACUCUCCAAACAGCAAAUGACACUGCCGUCAGGUUUACAAUUUGAAAAUAAAGAUAAAGAUCCAAUGACUGAUAAACAAAAUGAUGAAAGAAUAUCAUCUGAAUAUUUGUUACAUACUUUAGAAGUAGAAAAACAUAAUUUAGAGCACUUAGUAGAUAUCAUGAAGAAUACAAAUGAAAGAGAAAUUAAAAUUUUAGAAAAUUCUUAUGAAACACAAAUUCGUUUAAUGCAAGAAAAUAUAAAUAAACUUGAAGAAAGAUUACGUGGACAAAUAGCAGAAAUUCAAAAUGAAUAUGAGAAAAAAAUAGAAAAAUUAUUGACUGAAAAAAAUGAGCAAGAAAUAUACUUAAAAACACAAAUAGAAAAUCUUAAAACAGAUCAAAUUCAAAUUAUAAAAGAUAUUCACAUUCGACACUCACAGCAAGUUGAUUUAUUACAAAAGGAACAUAUUAAAACGUUAGAAAAUAUUUCUCGUGCCAAAGAAACAGAACAACAAACUAUUGAUUUUAUAAUAACUCAUAAAACAGAUGUUAACAGUAUUCUUGAACGAGUACAGCACAUUUCCGAUGGGUUUGAAACGUUGUGUGAUCAAAUGAAAACUCGAGAUCUUGACAGUGUCAUUAAACGGGAAAGUAAUUUAAAAAGACAAGAAGAAACGUUGAAAGUGCUGAUUGAAUAUCUAAUCACCCAACAAGAAACAAUGGAUAGUGAAAGGAAACAACUAGUCAAUAUUGCUCAAAAAUUAGAAUCUGAUACAAAUGAAGUAACAAAUCAAUUUGUAAAAAAUCAUAAAUUAGUAAAUGAACGAGAAACAAGACUGGAAAUGAAAGAAAAAUCUUUUAUACACGAGAGAAAUUUAUUUCAUGAGCAAAUAAAAUGGGAACGAGAACAUAUACAGUGCUUAAAAGAAACAUGGAUCGCCGAACAAAAACAACAAUUAAAGCUAUUAGCUAAUGAAAGAGAAGCUGUGGCUGCAGAAAGGGCCAAAUUUGAAGUAUUCAAUAACUUGAAACUAAAUUCUGAUGAUUUAAUCAAGACUGAGUUAGAGGCAGCAAUCAAAGCAGCGCAUGAUGCAACUCAUCAAGCGAACGUAGAACGGCAGAGAUGGCAAGAAAAAUCAGAAAGUCUUUUAACAGAACAACGUCGAAAUGAAAUGAAAGAAAGACAACUAAUGCAAAGGGCUAAAGAUUUAGAAGAACUUACUCAGGCAGCUGUCAUUAAACGUGAAGAGGGUUUACAAGCACUUAAAGAAGCACAAAGAAUUGAAAAACAACACAAAGAUAAAUUAAAUCAAUUACAAUCACAGCUUGAAGCUUUAGCCGAUCGAGAAAGUAAAAUCGCUGCUGAAAAAAUAACAUUAGCAAGAGAAAGAUUAUCAUUGAGAGUAUAUCAGGUUGAAAAAUCAGAGAAAAAUAUAACAAAUGACUCAUAUCACAAUCAAGUAAAAGAGUCGACUUACACGUCUCCUGCACGAGUACCAACUCAUUUUAAUAUGAAGCAGUUCUGAGUUAUCCUGCCUACGGCAUGGAGACUUUUUUUUUUUUUUUGAAGUGACUUUUUUACAAAAAUUUAGCAAAAUAUUUUUGAAAUGUUGCUUAAUAAUGUCUGAAAUUUUAAUAAUGUUAAUAAAGAAGGUGUUAUGAAAAAAAAAAAUCUUAAAAAUAUGCUCCUUUUUUUGUUUCUCAGACCAGCUUUUCCCCUUAAGGAAUAUUAAAAAAAUUCGAAAUCUUUAGGUGAUUUUCAACUCCAAGAUAAAUAGUCGUACAACAAAAACAAAAAAGUUCAAUUGUAGCUUCAAGUGUCUAGUUUUCUGAUCUGGUCUUGAAACUUUAUAGUAUGCACGGUUCCGUAGUAAUAAAAAAUCAAUGAUAAUUAC
This is a messenger RNA of Microplitis demolitor, 3732 nucleotides long. RefSeq names its product golgin subfamily B member 1 (gene twy). Gene Ontology annotation, cellular component: centriole; ciliary transition fiber; ciliary basal body. Gene Ontology annotation, biological process: cilium assembly; establishment of epithelial cell polarity. The record is from RefSeq and is a predicted model, not a curated record. NCBI's taxonomy places the organism in Eukaryota, Metazoa, Arthropoda, Insecta, Hymenoptera, Braconidae. The transcript is spliced from 12 exons. The coding region runs from base 622 to 3363 and encodes 913 amino acids.